Messenger RNA from Canis lupus familiaris (dog), 1674 nucleotides. Its product is annotated as metal transporter CNNM3-like. The record is from RefSeq and is a predicted model, not a curated record. NCBI's taxonomy places the organism in Eukaryota, Metazoa, Chordata, Mammalia, Carnivora, Canidae. Gene Ontology annotation, biological process: magnesium ion homeostasis; transport. Gene Ontology annotation, molecular function: transmembrane transporter activity. Gene Ontology annotation, cellular component: plasma membrane.
AUGGCGGCGGCGGCUCGUCUAGGCUGGUUGCUCGCCAGUGCUGUGCCAGGGCAUCGCCGCCAGGGAGGCUGCGUGGGGCCCGUGGGUACUGGGCAUCAGUCUGGAGGAAGACGGAGACAAGGACGUGGGGUGGGAGUGCGCCUCUUCGGCUCAGGCGUGGCCAACAGCUCCUGGUCCUGGGUGGCCCCCGAGGGGCCCGUGUGGCCCUGGGUCGGCCGCGCCCUGGGCGUGUUGUUGCUGCUGGCCAGCCUGGCGCAGGCGGCGCUGGCGGUGCUGCUGUACUGCAUGGCCGGGCAGCGCGCCGUGCCCUCUGUGCUGGGCAGCACGGGGCUCGUGUUCCUCGUGGGCAAGGUGCUGCCAGCUGCCGUGAGCGGGCGCUGGGUGCUGGCGCUGGCCCCACCCGCGCUGCUCCUCAGCCGCCUGACCAUGCUGCUGACCCUGCCGGUGGCACUGCCCGCGGGCCAGCUGCUGGAGAAGGCAGCGCGGCCCGGGCGGCUGCAGGAGUGCAUGUUGGAGUUGGCCCGCGGCGGCAGCGGCCCCUACAGUGACCUCAGCAAGGGCGUGCUGCGCUGUCGGACCAUGGAGGAUGUGCUCACGCCGCUCGAGGACUGCUUCAUGCUGGACUUCGGCGUCCUGGCCAGCAUCAUACAGAGUGGCCACAAGCACAUCCCGGUGCACGAGGAGGAGCGCUCCAACAUCGUGGACAUGCUGUACCUCAAGGACUUGACCUUCGUGGAUCCCGAAGACUGCACGCCGCUCAGCACCAUCACCUGCUUUUACAACCAUCCGCUCCACUUCGUCUUCAACGACACCAAGCUGGACGCCGUCCUGGAGGAGUUCAAACGAGGGAAGUCUCACCUGGCCAUCGUGGAGAAGGUGAACAACAAGGGUGAAGGUGACCCUUUCUACGAGGUGCUGGGCCUCAUCACCCUGGAGGACGUCAUUGAGGAGAUCAUCAAGUCUGAGAUCCUGGAUGAGUCUGAGGACUACCAAAAUGCCACCAUCAGGAAGAAGCCUGCUCCUCUGAGUGCUCCUCUCCUGCAAAAAGAGGAAUUCUCCUUGUUCAAGGUGUCUGACGAUGAAUAUAAAGUGAAAAUCUCACCUCAGCUGCUCUUGGCCACCCAGCACUUCCCGUCUCGAGAGGUGGAUGUAUUCAGCCCCCUGCGAAUCUCCAAGAAGGUCCUGCUGCACCUGCUGAAGCAUCCCAGCGUCACAGAAGUGAGGUUUCACGAGAGCAACCGUCUGGCUGCACACCAUUACCUGUACCAGUGCGGCCAGCCAGUGGAUUAUUUCAUUCUCAUCCUGCAGGGCAGGUUUGAGGUGGAGAUUGGGAAAGAGGGCCUGAAGUUCGAGAACGGAACCUUCACCUGCUACGGAGUGUCCACCCUGACAGCGCCGUCCUCGGUUCACCAGUCCCCAGUGUCCUCGCUCCAGUCCAUCCACCAUGACCUGCAGCCAGAGCCAGCCGAUGGUGCUUGCUUGUCUGCAUACUGUCCUGACUACACCAUGAGGGCCCUCUCCGACCUGCAGCUCAUCAAGGUCACGCGGCUGCAGUACCUCAAUGCACUCCUGGCCACUCGAGCCCAGACCCAGUUGGGGGAGCAAGAGGGCGCCAGGGGAUGGUUGGUGGUGGGCUUUCUACUUUGCCUUUUUCUCCUUAUGCCCCCUUACUGA